Molecule: messenger RNA, 3005 nt
Organism: Gasterosteus aculeatus aculeatus (three-spined stickleback)
Lineage: Eukaryota; Metazoa; Chordata; Actinopteri; Perciformes; Gasterosteidae
Gene: foxj1a
Product: forkhead box J1a
Biological process (GO): regulation of transcription by RNA polymerase II
Cellular component (GO): nucleus
Molecular function (GO): DNA-binding transcription factor activity, RNA polymerase II-specific; RNA polymerase II cis-regulatory region sequence-specific DNA binding
Source: RefSeq, a predicted model, not a curated record
GAAAUUUAUCCACGUCUCUUAUACGUCACAGCGGACAGAGGGGCGGUGGCAGGGUGGAGGAGGAGCGGGCUGACGGAGAGCCAUGCUGUCCCUGAGCUGCGCUGUGGGUCCGGGGCAGGUGGAGGUGGUAGAGGCCAACCUGGACGACAGCCUCACGAGCCUGCAGUGGCUGCAGGAGUUCUCCAUCCUCGGUGCCAGCGAGCCCCCGCGCGCGCCCCCGGGCGCGCACCUUCAUGGCCGGCACGCGCCGCCGGGCUCCCCCCUGGCCGCGGACCCCGCCUCCUUCGGCACGCCGCUGACUCCCGGGAAGCCCACGGCGGCGGCCUACAGCCGGAUGCAGGUCCUCCCGGGCAUCGUGGCGCACGGGCACUGCCCCGACGACGUGGACUACAAAACGAACGCGCGCAUCAAGCCGCCGUACUCGUACGCGACGCUGAUCUGCAUGGCGAUGCAGGCCAGCAAGAAGACCAAGAUCACCCUGGCCUGCAUCUACAAGUGGAUCACCGAGAACUUCUGCUACUACCGGCAUGCCGACCCCACCUGGCAGAACUCCAUCCGACACAACCUGUCACUCAACAAGUGCUUCAUCAAGGUGCCGCGGCAGAAGGACGAGCCGGGGAAGGGCGGCUUCUGGAAGAUCGACCCGCAGUACGCCGAGCGCCUGCUGAGCGGCGCCUACAAGAAGAAGCGGAUGCCGCCGGUCCAGAUCAACCCGGCACUGCAGAGCCGGCUCCGGGUCGACCCCCAGUCUAGAGGCCCCUGGGGUUCCGCAGGAGGUCCCGGCGGCCUGAGCGUCGACCCUGAGGCCCAGAGGCUCCUCCGCCAGUUUGAGGAGACGACCGGCGCAGACCAGAACUGGGACCCCCACCUCGCCGACGGCACCAUGCUGGGGUCCUGGCCCGUGGUGCGAGGGAGAGGAGGCCCCAGGAGGAAACCAGGCUCCAGGGCCGCCGGUGCCAAGAACCCCCGGCUCUCCAGCUCGCCGCUGCUCCCCCCGGACGAGCAGAAGGACAUCGGGCCCCUCAAGGGUGACUUUGACUGGGACGCCCUGCUGGACUCGGCCCUCAACGGGGAGCUCAGUCUGGACGGAGGAGAACCUCUGAGCCCCAUCCUGAAGGAGGAGGACCUGACAGUGCGGGGGACCCACAUAUCUUCCGCGGGUACAUCGGAGGUCCACGUGCUGGUGGAGACCCAGAGGAACACCGACGGGUCGGACUUUGACGAGGAGACCUUCCUCGCCACCGCCUUCCUGGAGACCCCCUGGCCCGGGGAGGAGGAGGAGCAGGGCCGCAGCGACUUCCUCUGCAGCUCCUCCGUCGGCUUGGACCAGCUGUUUGACCUCGGAGACCCGUUGGGUGGAGACCCGAGCACCCGGAUCGACACCCUCCUCUGAGGAGGAGCUGGUCCUCUUUCUGAAAACAAGGAAUAACAGACUCUCUUUUUUUAACUCUCAAAAAACCCCGAUUGACUUUUUCAAAAUGUGUAAAACAUCGAGUUACUUUUGGAUGUAGAUUCAUGGAGGAAAUGAACAAAGAUGCAGUCCGAAUAAUCAUGGAACCGUGGAAAAGAACUGGAGACUGAAGUCAUUUUCAGAAUCUGGUUUUGUUUGUAGGAGCUCAGCGGGUCGUGAGCGCUGCAGUGAUGACGUCAUUCUGUUGCUAACAGGAAGUUAGCGUCCCCCCGCUGCAGUGAUGACGUCAUUCUGUUGCUAACAGGAAGUUAGCGUCCCCCCACAGACUCGGCUGUUGUUAGUUAAUAAUCCCUGUGGUAUUAGCGUGUCCCAGAGAAGUCUAUGAGAAAAGGAGGGGAGCAGGGGGCGCUUUAGGGCGGGGCUACAAGCUGAUUGAGAGGUCCCUAGCAGAGACGUCUAUGCAUCCUCCUCAGUCCAUAUGAGGUCACUUCCUGUUCCUGAAAAGAUGGCUGCCCCGAUUCCUAAAGUCAUCCACAAAGCUACGAGACGACGACGGCUUCUUAUGAACAGUCCACCAAGGUCACGUAGACCACCAGAGGGGCGUUCACUGACCGGGUUUACAGCGCAGAACUAAACGUUACCGUAUCUUCAGCUCGUGUUCAGGAAGCGGAAAUGAAAUGUUCAAUAUUAAUUCUAAUGAUCUGCUACACGGAGCUGAAAUAAGACGUUGAUGUCAGUUGGUCCCAGUGGUCAAAUGUGAUGCCACAACAAACCAACAUGAAACAUGAAUUCAUUGAGGUUUCAAAUGAGCUUUUUCAGUUGGACAGCUUCUUGUUGCUUCAUCAAACAUAAAUGAAGCGUUCGAUGCUUCACGAGGACGCGUCCCGGCCGUGCGUGUCUGCUGGUGAUUCAUGUGUACGCCACAAUCACCAGCAACACAUUUGCCAAAUGUUUGGUUUAGAAGUGACGUCCAGUAUUUGUUCCUGUUUGCAUCCAAACAUAAUUAGGACCAGUUGAACUACAUCAUUAAUGAUCACAUCACAUUUAGCUUUUAUCCAAAGCGACUUACAAUGAGUGCAUUUCAACCAUAAGGACACAAACUCAGAAGAUCAAUAAAUGCUGAUCAUCACCAUCAGAGGAGAUGGAACAGAGCUGGUUGAUUUCAGCAGAGAAGUUAUUCUCCAGUUAGUUAAGUAGCAGUCAACUCCAGGCUAACUUAUCCAUCGAGGAGCUGCGGAGACCUUUGAAAGGUCUCGUUUAAGAGCCUCGUAAAUGAGCAGCCGACCUUCUGCGUGCCAAGAACAACAUUCCCUUUUUACCUCAAAGACAAAAUGUCCUUUUUCUGCCUUUAUUUUCUCUCCCAAACAAAAGAUCUGAAUUCUUUCGAUUAACUAAACCAGAGCCUUAACUUCGGUUCUCCUCUAAAAUGUGUGGCAGUGCAAUCGAUGUGCAGCUGGUCUCGUUUCACAUGAACCAGCUGGGUUUGUGUUUGUGCGUCUUCCCUGUGAAGUCACGGACACGAUGUCGCCCGCACGCUUUGUUUUGGGUUUGUUUUACACUUUUCGUUGUCAAUAAAAAAUAAAGUUUUACUGCA